UGCGCGUAACCGCGGGUGCGUGCGAGCGCUCUAUCCAACGCUGUCCUUUUUUUAUCUUGUGCGCGCACGUGUGUGGAUUUUAGUGGAUUUCUUGUCUAGAUCAUCCACCGUGCCUCGAACUGCAGAAUGGCUCAAAGCAAACUAGAUACCACUGUAUGGUUUUUUAUUAUUUCUCUGUUCCUGUUGGCAUGGAGUUUGCAGGAGGUUUCCAGCGUGCGCGGAUUUGACAGCCAGGGACUGACCUACGGUCACAGGUCCGAGCUCACGGAGGACGCGAUACUGGUGGCCAACAACGGGAUCCGGGUUCCUUUCGGCAGAUCCGUGUUCAUCGACCCGAUUAAUGAUUUAGUCUUGCAGGUUCGACCUGGAGACAAGUGCAUCAUCACAGUCCUGGACAAUGAUCCUUUAUCGCAGAAACCGGGUCAGCUGAGCCCGAAAAAGUUCCCAUGCGAGUUCGGACCCAGUGAUGUGAAAUACUCUCACUUCGGAUCCCGGAGUCCAGCUAAAGACAGAGUCCGACUCCAGUUAAGGUAUGACACACAGACUGAUACCGUCAUCAUCCCAUUCAUGAUGGAGGUUGAAGUGAUUUUUACUCAGCUGGAAAUCCUGAUCAAAAACAUGCCUCUAACUGUUGACAAGCUUCUGGGAACAAGUAACCCUGUUGAUAAGAAGAUCCUGGAGUUCACUUUUGACAGAAACAUGUACCAGUGCAAAGUGACUUCACUUGCCGGAACAGGGGUUUUGCCCAGGUACGGAAAGCUUGUUGAUGAAGGUAAAUUAGGUAAAAUGUUUGACUGUGAUGAAUUUCUCAGACUGAACAUUCGCUAUCAGCAUACUUUCGCUCAGCGCUCUCCAAACAGAGAUUACAUCCCCAUGUAUGUAGAGCUACAGGACAAGGAGAGUAAUGUCAUGAAACAGGAGUUUUUCCAAAUUAUGGUGCGGAUCAAAGAAGGCGAGGAAAACACGCCGCCUAAACCUAGCUUCAUCUCCAUGAUGAUGAUGGAAGUGGACCAGUUUGUGAUGACCGCUAUAACCCCUGACAUGCUCGCUGCGGAGGACAUCGAAUCUCCACCUGAUGACUUGAUAUUUAACAUUACCUCUCCUCUGUCGUUCGAGGAAGGCUAUAUUGUUAGUACAGAUGAUAGGAAUUUACCCAUUACAUCCUUCUAUCAGGGAGACCUGAAGGAUCUUAAAAUAGCAUACAAGCCUCCGUCUGAGGACUCGGAUGCUGAGAGAAUUUUCCAAAUUGAGUUUGUAGUUGUAGAUACAGAGGGAGCUGUUUCAGAUCCUUUCGCUUUUAUGAUCGUUGUUAAGCCUAUGAACACUCUGGCUCCUGUUGUGACUCGAAACACAGGGCAGCUGCUCUAUGAGGGACAGACUAGGUCACUGUCUAGCUCACAAAACCUGCAGAUAAGCGAUGAGGACAAUUUACAUGAUGUCAGAGUGACAGUGAUUGAUGGACUGAGGCACGGUGAGCUCACUGUGAUCGGCUCCAGGAGUAAAUUCUUCACUGUGGCAGAUCUGGAUCAUGGAUCUGUCAUCUACCAGCAUGACGGCAGCGAUACCUAUAGCGACAAUAUCAUUUUCCGCAUGACAGACGGCAGACACGAAGUGGAAUUCCUUUUCCCUAUAACCGUAGUGCCGACUGAUGACGAACCGCCGAUUAUCAACGCCAACACUGGUUUGGUGAUGUUCAAAAAUCAGAUGAUACCCAUUUCUCCUUUAAUGCUCAGUGCAGCCGAUAUCGACUCUGAGGAUUCAACAAUUAAAUUUAUCCUGGAGGAGCCGUUCUCAAGUAUAGGAGAGGUGCUUCUUCGUCAGCAGGAUGCUCCAGAAGACCCGUCCACUUGGAGGUUCAAUUCUGAGGAUGAGAUGUAUGAGAAAGUAGUGACAGAGUGGCUCCAGCAAGACAUUACCGAUGGAAAGCUGUUUUACAGACACGCUGGCCCGCAUAACACUAAAACCAUCAUGGAUCAGUUCGUUUUCCGAGUACAGGAUGACAACGACCCGCCAAAUAAGUCUGGACAGAACUCUUUCGUUAUCAAAAUUCUCCCCAUCGAUGACAUCCCUCCUGAGCUUUACCCAGACACAACACAGCAGCUCACGGUACAUGAAUAUCAGCUCACUUUCUUCCGCAAGAAAUUCUUACGUUACACUGAUUUAGAUUCCGAGGACAGGGAUUUGAAAUAUAUCAUCACUCAGCCUCCCAGAGACACGGAUGAGAACAACCCUGUUAUUUUAGGAGCCAUUGUUCUGACAGAAAGCCCAAACUUAGAGGUUACAGAGUUCACUCAAGCGCAGAUAAAUCACCAUAAAAUAGCAUACAAGCCACCUGAUCAGGAACUGGGUAUAACUCCACGUGUAGUGCAGUUCCAUUACACGGUUGAGGACACAGCAGGAAACAGCGUCGAUGGAGAGUUCACUAUUUUCCUGCAGCCUGUUGACAACAAACCACCCCAGAUUACUAACACAGGGUUCACGGUGUUGGAGCGAGGCAUGCAUGUAAUCACCCGCACCGAGCUUGACACCACCGACCCAGACACGGACAACACAAAGAUCACCUUUACGCUCACUCAACCUCCUCUGCAUGGCCAGAUACAGUACGUAUUUACCGACCUGACCAAAGGGGAUUCGUUCAAUCUGGAUGAUGUUUCUCACGGCAGGAUCUCCUACUCUCACAACGGAGAUGAGACGACAAACGAUAUCUUCCAGCUCGACGUGAGCGACGGUGUCCACGUUGUAACUAUUACCAUUAAGAUAAAUGUGAAGCUCAUCGACGACGAAACUCCAACUAUAAGCUUUCCGGAAGGUACCAUCGGCUCUUAUAUUGAUGUUUUAGAGAACGGUGCUACAGAAAUUACAUCUAAUGUCAUUCAGGGACGAGAUGAAGACACCGAUGACCUCAGGUUGACCUUUAUAGUAGAGGAUCCACCGGUUUUUGGUGAAAUAUUGGUCAAUGGCGUACCAGCCAACAGAUUUACCCAAGCCGACAUCAUCAGUGGAUUAGUCAUUUACGCACACACGAGUGGUGAGAUUGGCCUGACAACAAAAGAGGACUUCUUUAAUUUGACCCUGACGGAUAUGUCCGACGAGUGGACCGUUGGCGGUAAUAGAAUAAAAGGCGUCCGAGUACAUGUGACUAUCCUGCCAAUAGACAGUCAGGCUCCUCAGGUGUUUGUCGGUCACCAGUUCAGCGUUGUCGAAGGUGAGAAAAAUGUCAUUCAAAUAGCCCAUAUUAGCGCUUCUGAUAUCGACACUCCCAACGAUGACCUGUUGUGUACUAUUAUUGUUCAGCCUACAUCUGGCUACUUGGAAAACAUCUCCCCUGCUCCAGGGUCAGAGAAAUCCAGGUCGGGAAUGGCUAUCAGCGCAUUCACCAUUAAAGACAUUAAGCAAAAUCAUAUACAUUACGUGCAAAGCAUUCAUAAAGGAUUGGAACCUGUGGAGGACAGAUUCACUUUCAGGUGCUCAGAUGGCAUCAAUUUUUCUGAGAGACACUUCUUUCCGAUCGUAAUUAUCCCGUCUAACGAUGAAAAGCCAGAAAUCCAUAUGCGAGAGUUUGUGGUGAUGGAAGGCAUGAAUGUUGUAAUUGACACUCCAAUACUGAAUGGUGUCGAUGCUGAUAUUCCCUCAGACGAGCUGACGUUUAUCGUUACUAAACCUCCAAAACAUGGUUUCAUUAUUAAUCAGUUAACCACUGGUACUCUUCCUGUGACUAACUUUACUCUAGACCAAAUAAGAGAGGCUUCCAGUAUUGUUUACGAGCAUGAUGAUUCAGAAACCACAGAGGACAGUUUUAAAGUGCUUCUCACUGAUGGCAAGUUUACCGUGGAAAAGACUGUUCUAAUUAUGGUUAUCCCAGUGGAUGAUGAAACACCAAGAAUGGCUAUCAAUGAUGGCCUAGAAAUAGAAAUAGGAGAGAUCAAAGAUAUCACCAACAAAGUUUUAAAAGCCACUGAUCUGGAUACAAAGGACAGCACGCUGACUUAUGUCAUCCGAUACGGCCCCAAUCAGGGAAUCCUGCAAAAAAGGACGCCAUUUGGAACGCUCCAAAACAUAACCAUUGGAAUGAAUUUCACUCAGAAUGACAUUGAUGAAAACCGGAUUAUAUAUGUUCAUAACGGACAGGAAGGAGUACGUGACCUCAUCAAAUUCGAUGUCACGGAUGGCAUCAAUCCAUUGAUUGACAGGUAUUUCUAUGUAACGGUCGGUGGAAUAGAUAUGGUGUUCCCUGAUGUUAUUAGCAAAGGCGUUUCUCUUAAAGAAGGAGGUAGAGUGACGCUAACCACAGACUUGCUCAGCACUAGUGAUCUCAACAGUCCGGAUGAGCACUUGGUCUUCACCAUCACCCGAGCUCCCGUGAGAGGUCACCUGGAGUGCACUGAUACACCAGGCAUGCCCAUUAGCUCCUUCAGCCAGCUCCAGCUCGCUGGAAACAAGAUCUACUACAUCCACACGUCUGAUGACGAGAUUAAGAUGGACAGCUUUGAGUUUGAAGUGACGGACGGUUACAACCCAGUGUUCCGCACUUUCCGCGUUUCCAUAACGGACGUGGACAACAAGAAGCCUGUGGUCACGAUUCACGGGCUGGUUGUUAACGAAGGGAAGAGCAAGCUGAUUACACCCUUUGAGUUGACCGUGGAGGAUCGUGACACCGUCGACCAACUCCUAAAAUUCACCAUCACCCAGCCGCCCGUUCAUGGAAAGCUGCUGUUUAACGACACCCGAAGCAUCACGUCCUUCACCAAGCAGGAUCUCAACGAGAACAGGAUUAGCUACAAGCACGACGGGACCGAGUCUACUAUCGACAGCUUUUCUUUCACCGUCACAGACGGUACUCAUUCGGACUUUUACGUCUUUCCUGAUACGGUUUUCGAGACUCGCAAACCCCAGGUGAUGAGAAUCACAGUUCUUUCUGUGGACAACGGUAUUCCACAGAUUGUAGUCAACAAGGGUGGGACGGCUUUGAAAAUGCUGCCCGGUGGUCACCUAGGAUUUGUGAUCACCAGUAAAGCGCUGAAGGCUGAGGACAGAGACAGUCCACAUGGAGCUGUAACAUUUAGAAUAACAGUCGGUGCAGAACAUGGCUACCUUAUCGACCUGGGCAAGGGAAAUGCCACCAUUACCACAUUUACUCAAGCUGACAUUGAUGACAUGCACUUAUGCUACGUUCUUCAAAAUGGAGACAACGCUACCAGUGACGUCUUCCAUUUCUCCAUCGAAGACAACGGAGGAAAUAAGCUGAAAAACCAGCAGUUCAGGCUGACCUGGGCUUGGAUCUCUCUGGAGAAAGAGUAUUACAUGGUGGAUGAGGAGGCCAAGUUCUUGGAGGUGGUCUUGAGACGGAGGGGUUACCUCGGCGAGACCUCGUUUGUCAGUAUUGGAACUAAAGAUGGCACAGCAGAGAAAGACAAAGAUUUUCGUGGCAAAGCCCAGAAACAGGUCCAGUUCAACCCAGGCCAGACCACUGCCACCUGGAAGGUUCGGAUCCUCGAUGACCACCUGUACGAGCAGACAGAAACCUUCCAGAUUGUUCUGUCUGAGCCUGUGAUGGGUGCGCUCGAGUUCCCCCAGACAGCUACAGUGGAGAUAAUCGACCCUGAAGACGAGUCCACGGUGUUCAUCCCUUCAGCUACGUACUCCGUUGAGGAAGACGUCGGAGAGUUCCUGAUUCCUGUUCGCCGGUCUGGAGAUGUGAGUCAGGAGCUGAUGGUCAUCUGUUUUACUCAGCAAGGCACGGCCACUGGCACCGUCCCCACUACAGUGCUGUCUUAUUCGGACUAUAUCUCACGUCCAGAAGAACAUAUCAGUGUUCUACGCUUCGACCGAGAUGAAAUAGAGAAGGCAUGUCGUGUGGUGGUGAUCGACGACUCACUGUAUGAGCCUGAGGAAACCUUUAACGUCACCCUCAGCAUGCCCAUGGGGGGUCGCCUCAGCCAGAAAUUCCCCACCACCAGGAUCACCAUCCUGCCUGACUCCGAUGACGCACCCGUGUUUUAUUUUGGAGACACGGAGUACCAUGUGGACGAGAGCGAUGGCUACGUGGAGGUUCGGGUUUGGAGAACAGGAUCUGACCUGUCCAAGAUGGGAACAGUUACAGUGCGCUCACGGAAAACCGACCCCGUUUCAGCUGAAGCUGGUGAGGAUUACGUAGGAAUCAGUAAGAACCUGGACUUUGCACCAGGCGUCAGCAUGCAGACGGUCCGCAUCACCAUUCUGGAUGACCUGGGUCAGCCCGUGCUGGAGGGACCCGAGAAGUUCGAGCUCGUCCUCCGCAUGCCCAUGAACGGCAUUCUGGGAGAGCCGAGCAAAGCCACCGUGUUCAUCAACGACUCGGUUUCAGAUUUGCCAAAGGUACAGUUCCGAGACGCUACAUACACAGGUAAAGAGAACGACGGAAAGAUUACGGCUAUCAUUUACCGCAGUGGAGAUCUGAGAUACAGGUCCAGCGUGCGCUGCUACAGCCGUCAGGGUUCUGCUCAGGUCAUGAUGGACUUCAACGAGAGACCCAACACGGACGCUUCAGUUAUCACGUUCCUACCAGGGGAAGUGGAGAAGCCUUGUACUCUCGUUCUAGUCGAUGACACGGAGCACGAGGAGGUAGAGGAGCUCAGGCUGGUCCUGGGAAGCCCUAAAAGCGAGUCUCCGUUCGGGGCGUCUAUAGGAGCUCGAAAUGAGACACUGGUCAAGAUUAAGGAUGAUGCUGACAAGGCCAUCAUCAGGUUUGGGCUUACCAAGUUCAGCGUGAGUGAACCCAGUGAAUCCGGGCAAGUGUCUGUGGUGAAGGUGCCAGUGCUGCGAGUUGGAGACACCUCCAAAGUGUCGGUGGUGAGAGUGCACACUAAGGACGGCUCAGCGACAUCCGGAGUGGAUUAUCACCCGAUAUCACAGGAUAUUGAAUUCAAGGAAGGAGAAACUGAACACACGGUGGAAGUUGAGAUCCUGUACGACGGCGUGCGUGAAAUGAGGGAAGCGUUCAUGGUCCACCUGAAACCCGAUGAGAACAUGGUGGCUGAGAUUCAGAUGACCAAGGCUAUCAUCUACAUCGAGGAGGGAAACAGCAUGGCAGAUGUGACGUUCCCUUCUGUGCCAGUAGUCAUGUCAUUGCUGCAUUACGAUAACCCUAUCGGUGCCCCAGUGAGCCGACCGCCCGCUGGCUACCCAGUCCUCUGUGUCACAGCUUGCAAUCCCAAGUACCCCAACUUCGAGCGCACCGGCUUCAUCUGUGCAAGCGAACACAUCAACAACACGCUGACCCGUUACCGCUGGCUUGUUAGCGCCCCCGCUGGGCCCGAUGGUGUAACCACUCCUAUGAGGGAAGUGGACUUCGAGACCUUUUUCACCUCGUCCAAACGCAUCACGCUGGACUCUGUGUAUUUCCAGGCAGGAUCACGUGUUCAGUGCGCAGCCAGGGCUGUGAACUCCAACGGAGAGGAGGGGCUGGAGUUUAGCAGCUCCAUCGUUUCCAUUAGUGUGGAGGAGGGUUUGUGCCAACCUCGUGUCAUAGGCGCUGUGGGAGCUGAGCCUUUCUCAGCUAAACUCCGCUACACCGGGCCAGAUGACCAACAUCAUCCCAACCUCAUCAAACUCACCGUCACCAUGCCGCACAUAGACGGGAUGCUCCCUGUGGUCUCCACUCGUCCUCUCUCCAACUUCGAGCUGACGCUCAGUCCUGAUGGAACCCGGGUGGGAAAUCAUCGCUGCUCCAACCUGUUGGACUACAGCGAGGUCCGUACGCGUCACGGUUUCAUCACCUCAGACAUCCGUAGCCCCGAGACCAUCGGCAGCACGGCGCCUUAUCAGUACAGCACCACGUUAAGAGGAGAGAACACGCUACGCUUCUACCGCAACCUUCACCUGGAGGCCUGUCUCUGGGAGUUCAUCAGUUAUUACGACAUGUCCGAGCUGCUUAGUGACUGCGGCGGGUCGAUUGGGACAGACGGGCAGGUGCUGAACCUUGUGCAGUCGUAUGUGACAUUGCGUGUGCCGCUCUACGUGUCCUACGUGUUCCACUCUCCGGUGGGUGCCGGAGGCUGGCAGCACUUUGACCUGCAGUCCGAGCUCAGGCUUACCUUCGUCUACGACACGGCCAUCCUGUGGAGAGACGGAAUCGGCAGCCCGCCUGAGGCCGAGCUUCAAGGCUCGCUCUAUCCCACCAGCAUGCGUAUUAACGAACAAGGUCGCUUGGUGGUUAACUUCCGCACAGAAGCUCGCUUCAGGGGUCUGUUCGUGACGUCGCACGCCGCCUCCCCUCUGACCUCCAUGAUUAUGUGCAUGGAUCACCCCGGGCUGACCUUUAACCUCAGCCUGGUGAGAAGCGAGCCCACCUACAACCAGCCCAUGCAGCAGUGGACGUUUGUCUCCGACUUUGCAGUGAGAGAUUAUUCCGGUACCUACACGGUGAAGCUGUUGCCAUGUACUGCCUCUCCGAGCCUGGAGUACACACUGCCUCCGGUGUGCAAUCCCCGAGAGCCUGUCGCAUUUGACCUCGACAUCCGCUUCCAGCAGGUGAGUGACCCUGUAGCUGCAGAAUUCAGCCUGAACACACAGAUGCUGUUACUCUCAAAGAAGACUCUGUGGUUGUCUGACGGCUCCAUGGGAUUUGGGCAGGAGAGCGACACUGCAUUCUCUGAGGGUGACAUAGUCUACGGCCGCGUUAUGGUGGAUCCUGUGCAGAACCUCGGAGACUCCUUUAUCUGCAACAUCGAGAAGGUGUUCCUGUGUACGGGGGCAGAUGGCUAUGUGCCAAAGUACAACCCUGACAACUACGAGUAUGGCUGUUUAGCAGAUGCUGCAUCACUUCUCUACAGGUUCAAGAUCAUUGACAAAGCUCAGCCAGAGACUCAGGCUAGGUCAUUUGGGAGCGUUAGCUUCAACGCUCUCCUGGCAGUUGAUGACCCGGAAGCUCUGUCACUAGUGAGGCAGCCCGGUUCGGACGGCUUUAGGCUGGACUCCACACCUCUGUUUCAGGUAGCUGCAGGCAGGGAGUGGUACAUCCACACCAUAUACACCGUCCGCUCCAGAAACAACGCAAACCGAGGCAUCGGAAAAAGGAGUGUGGAGUACCAUCACAUCACGCAGCACCACUCCUCACGUUCCAGAAGGUCUGUCAGCAGCGUUCCGGCUUUGGCUGAGGAGAUUGGGGAGGAGAACGAGCGAGGAACCAACAUCCUGCAUGUGGCUCUGGAGCGUAGCACCCAGCACCAGCUACGACCCAAAGUCAACAUCCAGAGCGUAGUUGUUACCACAGGGUCCAAGCCACAAGACAUCGAGGACAACGACAUGAUAAUGAUCGUAGGGAUUUUAGUCGGUCUCAUCUUGACUGUCGUUCUUCUCGUGCUUGUGUUUUUAGUGGUGCGCUCCAGGAACAAGAAGGAGAAAAUCAACGAGCCUCCGAAGGUCUCCAGCAGCACAGAGCCCAUGAUGACGCACAGCUUUGACAGUAACGACAGCUCAGAGGUGUGACCGUAUUUUGCAGACGCUCAUUAGAACUGUUUUGCAAGUGCUUCUUAUUUAAGUAUUAAUACUUGAAGUGACUGAAGAGAGUUUGACUGACUUGCACAAACUCAUAGAUGAGGUCAGCUUAGUUCAAGUGUCGCUGUCUCGAGGAGUUGGCUUCUCUCAAGACUCUGGAAGCACUUUUUGUUUCCGUUGUUUAACAAUUUUAAAGGAAGACUUGAAGCCAGGUUUUAGCAAACGAGGCGCUUAUUGUGUAAUACUGCUUGGACCAUGGUCUUUUAUUUUUAUUAAUUAUUAUAAAUAUUAUUUUUGCAUUCAAAGGUGCUAGACACUCUCCUGGCUAUCAGGCUAAGGAGUUGAGCUGAAUUAAGAGUGUUUUUUUUUUUUUUCUUCAUUCGUUGGUUGGUUCAUUCAUUCGUUUAUUCAUUCGUUUGUAAAGGAUCGUUAUUGUUCUAUCGCAUUAUAUUAUCACUUGUUAUUACAGCGUUACAGGAUUAUUUUUUUUUUUGUAUUUUUUUACAAUAUUAUUUUUUAGUUUGUAUACAACAUUUUAAACCUUUUCCAUUAUAAAUGCAGUACAGCACAAACUUUUUCAAUAUCACCUCUUCACUAUGGGUUGUUUGAGGCUUGAUUUAUCAAGCGUACAUUCUCUGUAUAAUAUUGUAAAUUUCAAAAUUUGAAAGAAGUGCGAAUGAAUUUUAGGUACCGUAGUAGUGUAUUUUCUACGUCUUGGUCCCUGACUGACUGCAAUCAUUUGCUGGUAUUGAACAUGGUAUGAUUAGAUUACAGUGUGUGAAUCCGCAAGACAGAUGUUUUUCAUUAGUCUGAUGUAACAGAGUACAUCCUAAAUGCUAAGAAUUUGAAGGAAUCAGAUAAUUUACCCAAUUUAUACCUUACAAAGGAGUCAUUACAACAUUAUAACUGAUGUAACCUCGAGCAAAUGAUGAUGAUUAACAUGACACAUAUAUGUGACAUAUAACACCGUUACUUUGUCUAAUGGCAUUAUUAUUACCCAAUCAAGUGAAUCUAGCAUGUUCUUGGCUAAUUAGCGGUUCGCAAGAGUAAGUAAAUGCUAAGUUGGCAAGCCUAUUCAUUUUAAAUACAAGUUAAAAAGCUGGAAAAACAAACUGAAUUUACAUUUAUGGCAUUUGGCAGUCACUCUUAUCCAGAGUGACUUACAUUUAUCUCAUUUAUACAGCUGAGCAAUUGAGGGUUAAAGGCCUUGCUCAGGGGCCCAGGAGUGACAGCUUGGUGGCCCUGGGAUCUGAAAUAACGACCUUCUGAUCAGAAGUCCAAGCCUUUAACCACUGAGCUACCACAUCCCCACAAUUAAUUUGAUUAAUUUAAUCAAUUAAUUGUUGCGUUAGCCAAUUAUCUUUAACGCUUGCAGUAUUUUAGUAGUAUAUUUUCGAUCAUAAUUGGAAAUUCAGUCAGCUGUAUUAACUGCUGAAUAGUAAAGUGUGUCCUACUAUUUGGACACAUUUUUAACAUCAGUGAUUUGUUUAUUUUGAGGAUUUUGCACACACACACAGGUCAUUGAGGUACUUUUUGUACACUAUAUACUUACACUGGAGUUGGGUUUUUGUUUUUGGUAGUGUACACUGUGUUAGCUGUCGUAGGAAAAUAAUCAACAACAACCCGGUGUGAUGCGGCUCAGCAGGAUGUGGGGUUACCUUUACCACCCUGAAGUUAAAUCUUUUCCAAUAACAACUCAUUCUAAACAAUGUAAAAUCACAUCUGUAACCAUUUAUAGUUAAACAGUUGUCGUGCAUCAAACCAAACCGGUUCCUGGUAUCAUUUAUGUAUUAAUAGUUAAUUACUACAACAUCUAAAACAGAGCAUUAUGGGUAAUUUAAGUGUUUUCUUAAGCACCAAGGAGAAAAGAAGACCAAGUUAGAUUGAUUCAUUAUGUUCUGGCGUUUGGGAAUCAGACGAUGAGUUUGGCUGAAUGUUCGUUCAGUGAAUUCUAUAAUACAGUAUAUUAAUUCUAGCAUUUGGGACACUGGCUAAAUCUCAGUUUAUUGACUGUGUAGUGACUGGAGUUUUGGAUUCCAUUUAAUCACAUCUGCAUUUUGGUUCACCUUAAAUGUAUUACAUGUAUGAAAAUGUGCAUUUCUAUGACUGUUUAUUUAUUGUUACAUAGUCAGUGCAGUAAAUAUUUUCUCACUUAACAGCCUCAUUCUCAUACUGUACAUUUAUUCUUCAUAUUUAUUAGUCUGAUCUUGACAGCGUAUCACUUUUUUUUAAUGCUAUGCAAAUUAAUUCACAGUAUGUUUGACAAUAUCGUGCAGGACUUUGCUUUUUUUCUUUGUUUUCUUUAUUUACCGUCCUUACGAAUCUGGUUUUCAUGACCUUCCUGGAUGCAGUUCACAAAAAAGUGAAUAAGAAAAAUUGUCUAUGUACAUAAGAAAUUGCAUAGAAAUGUUUUUGGGUAUGGUCAGUGUUAAUAGAUGACGAUGAUCUGUACGUAUUCAUGAUUUACGAACACUGUAUUUGUUCUAUUAAAAAAAAUAAAAAUUAAAGUGUGCUCCUUUCAGUAA
Molecule: messenger RNA, 11999 nt
Organism: Tachysurus vachellii
Lineage: Eukaryota; Metazoa; Chordata; Actinopteri; Siluriformes; Bagridae
Gene: frem2b
Product: FRAS1 related extracellular matrix 2b
Exons: 24
Coding region: 127-9465 (3112 amino acids)
Biological process (GO): cell communication; homophilic cell-cell adhesion
Cellular component (GO): membrane
Molecular function (GO): calcium ion binding
Source: RefSeq, a predicted model, not a curated record